GCAAGUUCAACCAGCGUCGAUGGACGUUCUGAUUCUUGAAGUUGAGAAGUGCAAGCUGCAAUAGGAAGCCUAAAAGCUCUGGAUUGAAUUUGCCCUCCAUGAAAAGUUCAUCUUCUCUAAGUUCUUGUCACACGCAAGUUUGAUGUGCUCAAAAGUCUAGGGAAGGCCGGGAUACAAUGGCCAUCUCAAAAGCUUGUUCGAUCGUUGCAUUUGCCCCCCUCCUCCUGCUUAACCUGUUGGUUGCCCCAACAGCUGCAGUCAAGGUGGCGAUCAUUGGCAGCGGCGUGGCGGGGAGCUCUGCAGCUUACUUUCUCAACAAAGAAGACCCCACUCAUGAGGUCCAUGUGUUCGAACAGCACGAGUAUGUGGGGGGGCGGGUCAAGGACGUGUAUUUGGCGGGUGACCGGUUUGAAGCGGGGGCCACAAUUGUGCACAGACUCAACAAGCACAUGAUGGGCUUUGCAAAGAUGUUGAACCUGACAGAAGCAGAGCCAGUGUACGUUGGCCCGUCUCUCGGAAUCUGGAACGGCCAUGAGUUCGUGCUUCGAUUGGACAGUGUGGUGGGGAGCGGUGCCUGGUGGGCGCGUUUCCUGGACUCGUGGGUCACGCGCAUGCGCAUGCUCUGGCGCUACGGCCUGUCGCCCAUCUGGGAGCAGCAGUAUGUCACGGCAAUGCUGGCUAAUUUCACGACCAUUUACGACAAGAUCGCUGUCACCCCUUACGCCAGCAUGGAGGCGCUGCUGUCAGACAUGGGGCUUUACGCCCCGACGCAGCGCCAGCUGGCAGAGGAGCUGCUGGCGCACGGCGUGGACCCGCUGUUCAUCAACGAGAUUUGUGUAGCAAUCUCCCGCAUCAACUAUGGCCAGAACACGACGAUCAGCGGGCUCGCUGGCGGAGUGUCGAUGGCUGGUGGGGACGGCAACACCGUCGGGUUUGCGCAAGGCCUGCAGCGGAUCCCGGAAGGCCUCCUUGCCCUCUCAGGUGCAACGGUGCAUUUGAACACGACUGUCCUGUCAGUCACGACCACCCCCAAGGGCUACAAGCUGGAGACAACCAACCCCCAGGCUCCUAACCUGUUCGACGCGGUUCUGGUUGCCACCCCUCUGGAGAACGCACCUAACCUGCAUUUUAACCCCGCGGUUAAGGUGCCUCCCCGCAAGAUGCAGACGACGCACGCAACGUUUCUGAGGGGAAAUCUGAACCCGGCGUUCUUUGGGCAGCCCUCCGGUACAGACCUCCCGAAGCUGAUCGCCACCACCGAGAGCCCCGCCGUCAACUUCUCGUCGAUUGGCGUCAUCAGAGCGUACCCCGACCGCGGCGACUUUGCGUUCAAGGUCUUCUCGCGGGAGAAGCUCGACGAUGCGGCGCUGGACCAGAUCUUUCGGCAAAGGAACGAGACGGUCCGGGUGGAGUGGUCCGCUUACCCGCACUACUCCGCACCCGAAAUUUUUGCACCAAUCAAGUUCGACGAGAAGGGCCUUCUGUACUAUAUAAACUCGUACGAAAAUGCGGCGAGUGCCACUGAGUGUGCGGCCCUUUUUGCGGAGAACGUCGUGAGAUUGCUGUUGCACGAUCUUAGCGCCCGUAAGGUCAAUGCUUGCGGUUGGCGAGGGGAAGAGCAAGCUUUUGACGUCACGGACAGUGGACAGAAAACCUGUGUUUCUUGACGGGCGAAGCAGGUAUUUGUAUAUACGCAAUCCUACUGAGUAAGGAUCUGCAACUCAACGUCUUCACUGCCGACGUGUCGGCUGAGAUGCUACCUACUGCUUCGCACCUGAGAAUUGUGUAUGCUACCAGGCGAGCCGGACAUUUUCGGCGCCAUACAGGUUGCUCUUUACAAGAGCAUUCGAUUGGUCAUGCCAGUAGAAAUAAAGGUCUAAAAGAUAUAAGCGAGACGGUUGAGAACUUGACAUCGCAGCUGCCAGCAGUUUUUGCCCCCGGCUACUCGAACCGUCUCUUGAGUGUCGCUGUCGAGACUCGCCCACUGAAAGGUGGGACGGUCCGGCGCUGAAGGCAGCCUGCCAGUGGGGUUCUGGCUAGCUAUAGAGCAGCAUGG
Messenger RNA from Klebsormidium nitens, 2056 nucleotides. The record is from the annotation of a GenBank genome assembly. NCBI's taxonomy places the organism in Eukaryota, Viridiplantae, Streptophyta, Klebsormidiophyceae, Klebsormidiales, Klebsormidiaceae.